AUUUUAUAUUUCCGCAUGAAUAUCAGACGUGAAGAAAAUCACAGUGACGCUAAUUUUAUUUUAUUUUUAUAUUCCCACGAUUUACAUCAUCCAAAGGGUUCACAAUUGACACGAGAGUAAUUUAUUGAAAAAAAAUUAUUAAAAAAAGAAAAAGUUUAUAAAUUUUCUUUUAACAAGAAAAGUGCUCAAAUCGCAAGAAGCGAAAAGACUAAUUUAAGUGAAAAGUGAAGGAAUUUUCGGGGAGAAUUAGCGACAAUGGAUGAAGAUAUUAAUAUGCCAGAGGCCUCCCAAGACCAAGAAAACACCCAAGAGCUCGCUGUCACUAAUCCCGCCACCAACGACGAAGCCGAUAUGGAUGCUGAUGUCGCUGCAGCAUCAUCCUCUUUUCCCUCCGCCGACGCUGCUGCCUCAUCCGUGCUCGAAGUGGCCGAUAACGACGAAGCUGGAGAAAACACAAACAUAAGUGGCGGAGCGGUUGAAAUGUCGCAUGGGACUGCCGACAGCAAUGAGGAGGAAGCAAUCGACGAGGUGUCUAAAGGCGAUUCUGGUUCAGUUCCAGAACCCAAUAUCGACGAGAAUACGAUUCUCCUGCCGGUAGCCGGAGAGAAUGGCUUCUCUGCCGACGACCCAGCCAUAACCUUCAACGCCAGUGACUUCCUUCAGGAAGAAGAAGAUAUUAUAGAUCCGAUGGCAGCCUCUGCCGACCGACGACGGGCGGAGAAGACCAUCUCGCAGGUGCCCAAGAAGCGCCGCAUUCCGGACAAUGUGAAAUACGAAGAGGAGGAAGAUGAUUCGCCAGAUAGGAAUCAGAAACGUCGUGGCAGGAAGCCCGGCACCAAGGUAAUCAAUGGACAGGUCAUUUAUCCCUCUGACAAGACCAUCAACUCGAUCAAGAAGAACAACCCCAAAGUGAAGCUGCACUCGGUGACACUUGCUACUCCCAUCAAAGGAAACCUCUCCAAAUCCACUCCCAAGUCGACGAAGGGAAGCAAAAACUCGCUGGGUCAAGUCGAUGAGAACCAGUGUCGCGUCUGCACGACAACCGCAGACCUGGUGAGCAUUUUCAAGAAGGAAUUCCAAAAGACCUAUGCCGACAAGUUGAUGGACAUCUGUCCGACUGUCAACAUUCAGCGCAAGGACUUUCUGCCACAGUUCAUUUGCCGCGUGUGUGUGAGCAGUGUGAAUGCUGCCUUCGCUCUGAAGAGUCAGUGCGAACAGACAGACCUGGAGCUGCGACAGGUUCUGGAGACGUCUAUCAAGAAGGUCCGAAAAGUCACCAGCUAUGUGGACAGUGAUCCGGAGGACAUCCCCGACGCUCCCCAGGACCAGGACUUCAAGUUGUCCGAUGCUUCGCCGCCGUCAGCCGAGGACUCGGAUUCGGACUAUGAUAAGCCGCUGUUGAAGAGACGCGGACGUCGUUCGCGGAAGUACAGUACUCCGAAGGUCAAGAGCGAGAAGUUAGAGAAGAAGUCCAGGACGCCGGGAAUGAAGAAGGAAACGCCCCUAAAGAAGUCCAUAAAGGCAGAUCCGGACUUGAACGAUAGCAAGACAGACCACGAAGGCGACCCCACAGCUCCUUCAGGAGCUGCCGGAGAUUUCAGUAGUGGCAGUGAGGAGAACUACUCGCCUCCGAAGAAGCGACGCGGCAGAGGAAGGAAGUCCGGCAAGACGCCGGACGACAAACCGCCCGCCAAUCUGACAUGCACCGUUUGCAAUGAAACCCUUAACUCCCGUGAGGAACUGAGGGAGCACAAAAAGACGUUGCAUUCCAGCUUCGAUUGUGAGUUGUGCGGCCGCAAGUUCAAGAUGCAGAGCAGUCUCAAAACCCACAUGGAAAAGCACACCAGCUUGAAGAUUCUCAACUGCGAACCCUGCAACAUGCACUUCCCCAACAAGACUGAGCGUCGAAGACACAUGCAGGAAGUGCACAAGGACACCGUUGCCCAAUUCAGUUGUGAGAAGUGCAAGAGAGCCUUCACCAGUGAGACCCGACUCCAGAAGCACUCCGAGUCCAAUUGUCCCGGCUUCGAUACAUCACAAAAGAAACGCGGUGACUUAGAAUCACUAUCCAUGGGCAAGGAUCUGUUCAAGUGUGUGGCACCGCUGACGACGACAUAUUGGAGCGACAGCUUCUCUGAUUAGAAGGCGCGAUUUAUAUAUAUAUGUAGGUUAUAUAUACAAUAUUAUUUCCUUUCUUUUAUUUUUGUAAUUUUAAUAAGUUCUAUAUUUUUGGCCAAAAGUGAAUGUCGUAAAUUUUGUUGAAACAAUCUUAAAAAGACGAAAAACGAAUAAAGUUUGAUGAUGAUAAUGAGCGAUGAAGAGUAUAAUGAAGAA
Molecule: messenger RNA, 2334 nt
Organism: Eupeodes corollae
Lineage: Eukaryota; Metazoa; Arthropoda; Insecta; Diptera; Syrphidae
Product: myoneurin
Exons: 3
Coding region: 256-2142 (628 amino acids)
Biological process (GO): regulation of transcription by RNA polymerase II
Cellular component (GO): nucleus
Molecular function (GO): RNA polymerase II transcription regulatory region sequence-specific DNA binding; zinc ion binding; DNA-binding transcription factor activity, RNA polymerase II-specific
Source: RefSeq, a predicted model, not a curated record